This is a messenger RNA of Hibiscus syriacus, 375 nucleotides long. RefSeq lists its product as uncharacterized. Bases 1 to 375 code for a protein of 124 amino acids. The transcript has 2 exons. Lineage: Eukaryota; Viridiplantae; Streptophyta; Magnoliopsida; Malvales; Malvaceae. The record is from RefSeq and is a predicted model, not a curated record.
AUGGAAGUGGCUGUUGAGCUUGAAGAUGAUCUGUUUUUUGCAGACUUAAGCAAGAGGAUCUCUCUGCUAAUCAUGGAUGAUGAUGGUGGUGUUGGUGAUGAAGAGCCGGUUUCAGGAUGUCCUUCAGUUUCUUUCCAAACAUUCUGUGGAGCAAAUUAUCCCAUAACACAAUCUCAGUAUCUCCAAGAGCAAAUAUGCAGGAGAGAAAGCAAAGGCACUGGAUUUUUUAUCCCAAAGGCACCACAUCCAAGAAGGAAGCAUAGGCAAGGCAAAUACAGUUCAUUCAACAGAAAGUCUAACAGGCAGGAUGAUAACACUACAAAAAUGGCUUCUCAAACAUGUUUUAACCAUUCUUUUUACCCAGGCAAAAGCUAA